Cervus elaphus (red deer) is the source of this 3425-nucleotide messenger RNA. RefSeq names its product RAB39B, member RAS oncogene family (gene RAB39B). The coding region runs from base 349 to 990 and encodes 213 amino acids. NCBI's taxonomy places the organism in Eukaryota, Metazoa, Chordata, Mammalia, Artiodactyla, Cervidae. Gene Ontology annotation, molecular function: GTPase activity; GTP binding. The record is from RefSeq and is a predicted model, not a curated record. Gene Ontology annotation, cellular component: Golgi membrane. The transcript is spliced from 2 exons. Gene Ontology annotation, biological process: Rab protein signal transduction.
ACUAGCUUCCCCCACCCCCGACCCCCGGCCAUUUCCGUGUGCGCUGCUCUUACAGACAAUGCGGUGCUGGGCGUCGCCUCUACCUGGAGGAUUACAGUAAGCCUGUUGUCAGUGAUGAGUCAGAGUGCGUGGUGCUGAUGCUGCUGCCAUUUCAUCACCUCCGCGAGCGCAGCAUCCAUCCCUCGGUCCUCCCCGCGCCUGGGCCUACCUGGCCUCAGGCUCCCAGGCCAACGAUGCCGUCGUGGCCGAUCUAGAUCAGGACCAAGCCGAGCUCUCUGAGGCCCUGGCCUGGCCCCCCCCAUCUCGCCGCCCGCGGCCCGGGCCAAGGAGACCUGCCGAGCCUCGGCCAUGGAGGCCAUCUGGCUGUAUCAGUUCCGGCUGAUUGUCAUCGGGGAUUCCACGGUGGGCAAGUCGUGUCUGAUCCGCCGCUUCACCGAGGGCCGCUUUGCCCAGGUUUCGGACCCGACGGUGGGGGUGGAUUUCUUCUCCCGUCUGGUGGAGAUCGAACCCGGAAAACGCAUCAAGCUCCAGAUCUGGGAUACCGCGGGUCAAGAGAGGUUCAGAUCCAUCACUCGUGCCUACUACAGGAACUCAGUAGGUGGUCUUCUCUUAUUUGACAUUACCAACCGCAGGUCUUUCCAGAAUGUCCACGAGUGGUUAGAAGAGACCAAAGUACACGUCCAGCCCUACCAAAUUGUAUUCGUUCUUGUGGGUCACAAGUGUGACCUGGAUACACAGAGGCAAGUGACUCGCCACGAGGCUGAGAAACUGGCUGCUGCAUAUGGCAUGAAGUACAUUGAAACGUCAGCCCGAGACGCCAUUAACGUGGAGAAGGCCUUCACAGACCUGACGAGAGACAUAUAUGAGCUGGUGAAAAGGGGGGAUAUUACUAUCCAGGAGGGCUGGGAAGGGGUGAAGAGUGGAUUUGUCCCCAACGUGGUUCACUCUUCAGAAGAGGUAGUCAAAUCAGAGAGAAGAUGUUUGUGCUAGUCAGCCCUUGUGUCUCCAAAACCUGCUGUCCCACCUGGACUUCCAGCUGAUCAAAAUGAUAGAAUCAUCGUGUGACUCAAGAGAACUUAAACCUCUAUAUUGGAUACCAAGUGAGCCUCCUCCCCAAGGGGCCCUCGGACAGGUGAUGAGUGGGUGGGUGGUGGAACCUGGGGGCUGGAACUGGCCCUGUUUUGUGGCCCAAGCUGCACACUGGCUGCUCUGUAUGCCCUUUGUAGACCGUAUGUCAAGAAGCUGAGGUCCAGGGAACCAGGCCCCCAAGGAAAGUACACCCACAGUUAGGACAACUAUUUCUUGGUGUUGCAUAGGUCAUGAUCAUAAUAAAAUAUGUCAAAAGGAGUAAAGUAUCACAUCGGGAACAAUGAUCAAGCCUACAAAAAUGAGUGAUAUCGACCCAACCAAUGAGAAUAUCCUGCACUAAAUGUAUGUGUGGGGUUUGGUUAAAAGGUACCAAUUAGCUCUCUACAGCUCAUCUGUAAAAUGAGGGGUAUGGGCCAGUCUUUUCAUAAGACCCAUUCAAGGCCUGGUGUUCUGGUAAAAAAAAAUGGUGUGAAUGUCAAGAGGGAGUCAAUUUAUACACUGUUAUUAUCACAUUCAAAAAAAUGUACAGUCCUGUGCAAGAAUAACCAGCGUGUUUAAGAAAUUUUCCCAUGCAAAUUAUCAUGGAAUUAGAAGAGAGAAAUACUGUUAACGCCAAUGCCAUCCCCCUUUCACCUCUGACCACACCUGGGGUUUCACUGCUUUGGCGACAAUGAUCUGAACGUAAACACCUGCUUAGGAGGGGCUGUCACACUUACAGACACAUUAUGGUUCACUGAAUGACCUGUUUGAUCAUUGUAAGAGGCCAUGAGGUUUUCUUCCCCAGUUUACAAAAAAAUUACCUGAGAGGCAGAGGAGAGUCACUAGGCCAAAGUGAAGGUCUUCUGACUCCUGGUUCUUACUUCACUGCAUCAUCCUGCUGUCCAAUGAAUAAACUGUUACUGUUUACUUUGGAAAAGAUAUGACUGCAAAUAAAUAUUCUCUACAUGUUAGGAUAUGUUUCCUUAUUGAUUAUAACUCAGCUCUAACCCUGAGGAAACCUGGGCAUAAGUCAAAGGUAAAGCCCAUUCAGGUAUUAUCGAAAAGAGGAUUUUACACAAGUGAAUAAUUGCACAGUGAACACACAUUAGAACUGUUUGGGUUAUAAGUGUUCUUAUCACUGAAAUGCAGUGGAUAUAUUAUUGAAAGGAACUAAAUACAGCAACGAGGAGUGGGAUGGGGGUAAAUACUCACUUCACAAUGACCUUGGCUCCUUGUUUGCCAUAUGCCUACACUGGGUUUCUAUCUACCCUACAAAGUUAACUCUUAAUUCUCAGGUGAACAGACAGCUAACUAGUUGCAUCAGAAACUUGAAAUGGUUGCCUUGUGGUUCCAUUAUCUUCUUGAAGAGAGGUGAUGCUUUAAAUGAUUUUUUGAUUGUAGCCAGUUCAGCUAGGCAAAAGCCAUACUUUUAGUAGUAAAAAAAAAAUAAUAAUAAUUCUGAUUAGAGUCAGGUUUCUCAUUUCCAUUGUGAUAGGAACGCCUGAGGAUGGUAAAUUGCUUUGAAAUAUGGUGUUGAAUUUCAGAAUGGAUGUAACUGAAUCUGAAAUUUGAAGGAUUUACUUCAGCCAGAAUAAAGCAGCAAAAUCAUGAAAAUUAUGGAAACAAACCACCUUGGACCUACCUGCAGCAUCUACUACAAGUGACCCAAUCAUCAUCUCUUCCUUGGUUUAGCAUGACCUAGCUUGGGUGGAGUAACUAAGUUGCCAGAUUUGUGGUUGUAGAAGACAAAUAAAAGAUAGUAAAUUGGGCUAACACAAAAUUUCAUCAACUACUAUACUUAAUUAUGUUUAGAAGAUUCUGAAAGCAAGAUUAUCCAGUGGAUAGAUGAGAGUUGACUGGAUUCUGUCAGUUCAAGAAAAAAAGGAUAGAAACAAAACUCUCUAUCGUUUUCUUGACUUAAAUACAUCAUAUGUAUAUUUUUCUCAUUCUUUGCAUUUUUAGGCAGGUUUAAAAAUACUCAUCAUAGAUUCAGCAGAAGUGGCUGGGCUUAACUGCUUAAACAAGCUCUAGAACUUUAAAACUCAUUUUAGUAGAAUUCAGUGCUGUUGUCACUGCAAUAAGUGGGUUUUGGAAAAUGUGUGAAAAAGUCCGGUGUUAGUACAAUAUUAAGGGUAAAGCUCUAGAAGCUAUUUUACUACAUAGGUGAAGACAAGAUAAACUAACUUGUAACAAAGACCACAACUGCAUGUUGGAUUAGAUUGCCUCAUAUUCCAGAAUAAAAUGUACUGUGUACUUUUCCUCACUUUGUUGUGCACUGUAAUGAAAUGUGAAAAACUUUAGCUGUAUGUGAAUGAAAAUAUGCUUGUAUUUAGUAAAAUGGUUGAUUAUGUGACUGU